Molecule: messenger RNA, 2360 nt
Organism: Nerophis lumbriciformis (worm pipefish)
Lineage: Eukaryota; Metazoa; Chordata; Actinopteri; Syngnathiformes; Syngnathidae
Gene: stxbp6l
Product: syntaxin binding protein 6 (amisyn), like
Source: RefSeq, a predicted model, not a curated record
CAGCACUCGCUGGGUCGCCAGGGUAUAAAUUCCUGGCAGCUUUAUUAUCCACUUCAUCUAACUCCACACUAACACCACCCUCACUAACAAGACCUUUUUAUAUUGACGAGUAGAACAACGAGAGGUCGGACUCCCAACAAUGAACAGUCAGUCAGCCAUCAACAAAGACGUCUUCAUCCCCAGUAAUGAGCGGAUGCUGGUGGCAGUGGAGGUGCGCAGGAGGAAAAAGAAGAGAAUGUCUUUCCUGUCCCACGUAUCCAAAGGAGAAUAUGCAACAUUCAUUUGUGUGUCAGUGACAAACACCAGGCCACUACAGCUGAUCAUUUCAAAAGUGAAACAGUUCAGGGGCUCCUCAAGCUUCACAAGGACAUCCCAGUGGACGGUGGAGCAGCUCCGACAGGUCAACGGCAUCAACCCCAACAAGGACAGUCCCGAGUUUGACCUAGUGUUUGUUAACACAGUGGAUCAGUGGGUGGCCAGCUCUGCAGCAGAGAAGUGUAUUCUCAUCCAGAUACUAUAUCGUGCCUGCCAGACCUACUGGGAGGGGAAGGCAGGAAGUCUGGUAAAAGCGAAUCGCCAGGGUACCCUUCCAGUUGUGGAGGCUGGUCACAGUGACUCCUCCCCUUCAUCUAGAACACGGCAAGUCCGACGGAAGAGCCUGGUUGUAUCCAAACCACCAGAGUUCAUCAACUGCCCGUCCAAACUCACAAGAGACGCCACUACCAUGAACCUGUUCAUCUACCGCUGCAAAGCCUUCAUGAAUCAUUUGAAGAACAAGAUCGUUGCAAACCAAAGACGCUUACAGAGUAAAGCAGGUCAAACUGAAGAGCGGGCGACAAGGAGCCCUAUGGGUAAUAUAGUCCAUCGGAUGAACGUGGCUGUGGGCGAGCGCGGGGACAGACUGACUACAGCUGAAGACAAGACUCUGGGGCUGGUGCACGCUGCCCAUCAGCUUGCAGACAAUGCUCACAAGAGAGCAUUAAAAUCCACGAAGUAGAAACGUACAAGAGAGUAAGCGGGUGAUGUCACUGCAUGCUCCAAACUGCUCCGUCAAUGAAUAUUUCUAGAAGAGGAUCACCUGUCAUGGAUUUCUUCUCCUGGGCGGUGAAACGUUAACCUUUGAUGUUCCCUUGAUGCACACAAACCCUCUUUUCAUAGGAUUUGCACAAUACCUAAAUUGGCCCUAGUGUGUGGAUGUGAGUGUGAAUGUUGUCUGUCUAUCUGUGUUGGCCCUGCGAUGAGGUGGCGACUUGUCCAGGGUGUACGACGCCUUCCGCCCGAUUGUAGCUGAGAUAGGCUCCAGCGCCCCCCGCGACCCCAAAGGGAAUAAGCGGUAGAAAAUGGAUGGAUGGAUGGAUGUUACAUGAAAAUACACACAUGUACAUGGUGAUGUAGUCUAUUUGAUUUGUUCCACCAAAGCACUUUUGCAUUCAUUUAAUCUAAUGAUUGUGUUGUUGUUGUCGUGUUGUAUGGUGUCCACGUUGUGUCUUUAUCCAUGUCCUAGUCAUGCUCACCAAAGUGUCCGACAUUGUCCGUCUAUGUCAUUUAUGUCUACAGUAAGACUGAAGAUGCGCCAGGUAUACGUCGCUUAAAUACCAUUUACAACUUUUCCACUAAGGGGAUAAACAUAUCAAAAGUAUUAUACAGUAAUAGUAAUGAUUUUAAACAACAUCAUUUAUUACCGUGCACAAUUCAACAUUUCCGAAAAGGAGUAGAAAGAGGGAGCGUUAAUUUAAUCCUCAUCCCCUCCUUCGUUUUUUACUAGUACUGUGACUGUGACUAAAUAGAUAUUAGUACCAGUGUACUAUCUUCCAUUUAUAUUUCAAGUUUUUUUUGAGUCAUCUUUGAUUUUCUUGGCAGGAAUUGUUUCAGUUGUUUUGAAGUGAAUUAAUUAACUCAUAUUAUGUUUUGCAUAUGGUGAAUGUUUAUAUACAUCUUGGAGAAAGCAAACCACCAAGUUUAAGUAAACAGUGGUAUUUCAGUCUGAGCACAUAAUAAGAUAAGGCCGCUUAGUUUGAUAUUCGCAGGUGGGUUGGAUCACUUCUCGUAGGAAAGAGGCCCUAAUUGGGACUUCGCAAUGUAAAAGUGAUAGCCCUAUCCUUGAGAAGAGACUGGCCAAAAUUUAAGUUAAAGUUAAAGCAGUUGUUUUGGAGACACUUGCACACGAACAUCUCCUUUUACGGUCAGGAUGUGCUCUCUUGAAUUAGCCCACACAUAUAGUCAGGAAGGAUGAAUAUACAACUGAUGGUUUGGCUUCUCCAAGUUAGGAGUGUCUCAUUUUUUUGACCGGACCUCGUCCAGGAACUGCAGUUCUGUAUAAUGACGCUCGCUUGUAAUAAAGCAACUUUUGGUUCAGUAAA